This is a messenger RNA of Pelagomonas calceolata, 1179 nucleotides long. NCBI's taxonomy places the organism in Eukaryota, Pelagophyceae, Pelagomonadales, Pelagomonadaceae. The record is from the annotation of a GenBank genome assembly.
AAAGCCUUUUUAUCUGCCGGCAAUCGACACCACAUCUGGCGCCAGCUCGCGCAGUCCAAACAGCCCAUAUAUUACCAGCGCGCGCUUUAGCUUUCGCCGCGCCCGUGCCCGCAGCGCCAAAAAGCGCGCCAGUGACCAAAAGCCGCCAAUCGAGCACGCCGUCGACGCGACAGCAGCAACCAUGAGCGGCCGCACGCAGCUCUGGGUCGAGAAGUACCGCCCCACGCGCAUCGACGACCUCGCGUCGCAAGAAGAAGUGACCAAAACCCUGAGGGGCGCCAUCGCCCAGGGCCAGCUGCCUCAUUUGCUGAUGUACGGCCCGCCGGGCACGGGCAAGACCUCCACCAUCUUAGCCGUAGCGAGAACCUUGUACCACCCCUCCGUACUGAAGGAUCGCGUGCUGGAGAUGAACGCCUCGGACGAGCGCGGCAUAAAAAUCGUGCGAGACAAAAUUAAGAACUUCGCCUCCCACAGUGUGAGUUCGCAAAAGUUUGAUGGGUAUCCCUCACCUCCUUUCAAGAUCAUCAUUCUCGACGAGUGCGACAGCAUGACGAAGGACGCGCAAGGCGCCCUACGGCGUACCAUGGAGGUCUACUCGUCGACGACGCGCUUCUGCCUGAUCUGUAAUUAUGUGAGUCGCAUCAUCGAGCCCCUGGUGUCGCGUUGUGCUAAAUUAAGGUUCUCACCUUUAGGAAGAGACGCGAUGCAGAAGCGUCUGCUCGAUAUCGCUUCGGCGCAAGACGUGAAUUAUGAUGCGACAAUCUAUGAUCAGAUCCUAGAUCGUUCAGGAGGCGACAUGAGAAGAGCUGUGACGUUACUACAGUCGUGCCACACGUUCUACGGCGACAAGACGCCGAACGUCGAGGAAUUAAGUGGUGGUGUCCCGGCCUCCUUAAUAGAGCCGCUCUGGACCGCCGUCAAGGCGAACAACCUGACGGAGAUGUCGCGGUUGAUCGAUUCCUUGACCCUGGAAGGCUAUUCGGCCGCGACGUGCUUCUCCGAACUGCACGACAUCGUCCUCAAAGACGCGGCGGUCACGGACGCGCAGAAGGCGACCUUCUUCGAGGCCGUCGCGGCCGCGGACAAGUGCCUCGCCGACGGCGCGAACGACCACCUCCAGCUGCAGACGGUCUGCGCGGUGCUCUGCCACUGAGUCGCGUAGGUAGGGUACAUACAUUC